AUGUCACCUAACACAAUAAUGUACGAGGAAACUGAAUCCAUUCGAGCGGAAAGCAUCAAAUUCUCCGGUUUCUCUAAUGAUAGUCUCAAAUACUAUAAUGAAAAACUAGCGAAAUUAUCUCCUCAAGAAAUCUUAGCAUGGGCCAUCGAACAUCUACCAGGUUUAUACCAAACGACGGCCUUUGGACUUACAGGCUUAGUUGCUCUUGAUAUGAUAUCUAAAAUCAGUCUGGAAAAAGCCAUGGAAAAAGGAACCAGACCUAAGCAUUUAGUCCCACUUAUUUUCCUUGAUACGCUCUAUCAUUUUCCUGAAACUGUUGCCCUCGCGAACCGAGCAGCUUCUCAUUACAAUGCACCAUUGUAUAUAUUUAAACCGGUCAACUGUGGAACUGUCCAAGAAUUUGAAAGUCAAUAUGGACAAAGAUUGUGGGAAACGAAUGAAGAUAGUUACGACUAUCUGGUGAAAGUAGAACCGUCAAGAAGAGCUUAUGAACAACUGGGUGUCAAGACAGUAAUAACGGGAAGAAGACGAAGUCAACGAGGGGAACGAGAGAAUAUAAGUAUCUUGGAGAAGGAAAGGGGAACUGGUCUUCUAAAGUUGAAUCCUUUGGCAACUUGGGAUUUCAAUAGAGUUUGGACUUAUAUCAGAGCGAAUGAGGUCCCAUAUAAUCCGUUAUUAGAACAAGGGUAUCGUUCAAUUGGCGAUUGGCAUAGUACCAAACCAACCAAUGAUUCAUCUAACGAAAGAUGUGGCAGAUGGGAGGGAAAACAAAAAAGUGAAUGCGGCAUGCAUAAGGACUAUUUCAAAAUGCGCGCAGCAUUCAUGGCUGCUCAGAAAAGAAGACAGACAUUCGAAAAUUCUGAAAAUAAAAUAAUCUGCUAA
Ambispora leptoticha is the source of this 882-nucleotide messenger RNA. The record is from the annotation of a GenBank genome assembly. NCBI's taxonomy places the organism in Eukaryota, Fungi, Glomeromycota, Glomeromycetes, Archaeosporales, Ambisporaceae.